Pocillopora meandrina is the source of this 1236-nucleotide messenger RNA. NCBI's taxonomy places the organism in Eukaryota, Metazoa, Cnidaria, Anthozoa, Scleractinia, Pocilloporidae. The record is from the annotation of a GenBank genome assembly.
AUGGCGGCCUUCUACUGUGCUUUCUCCCGCAGACUCCUAAUGAAGUCUUUUUGGCGGCUUAGUUCUUCUCAAAAACUCUUCAGAAGCACGUUGUCGUUCAAUUUACUAACCAGAAUUAACGGAAAGGCCAAAUUCUCCAGAAAAGCGGUCGGUCAAAGUGAGGCGACUUUUGAGGCGAAUGGCACAAAUUGUAGUGAAAAUGUGGUCAGUGUUAGUACAAAUUCUUCUUUCGUCCACCCUGACAAACGAACGAUAUUUGUGGGGAAACUAAAUCCCAUAGCAACAGAAAAUUCAAUCCAGGUUUACUUCGCUCAGUUUGGAGAGGUGGAAGAGGUUUUUUUGAAAAAUCCCAAGAAGUUUAAACAAAUGUGGCCAUAUGCAUACGUGCAGUUCAAAGAUGUCUCUAGCAUGGAAAAGGUUCUCGCUCAAAGGCAUUUGAUUCACAUGAGAUACGUGCAAGUGAAUGCAGCUUAUAUGAAAAACUCUCAAAACAAGAUUUGCGUCUGCAAUGUUCCACAGGAAAUGACAACAUCAGAGUUAAAGGCGCAUUUUUCACAUUAUGGGGAAAUCCAAGACGUGAAUGUGGUCCUUAUGGUUAAUCCUCGCUAUUGCUUUAUUGAGUUUACAACCGCAGAUGCGGUGCUAAAAGCUCUUGAAAGUCCCAUCCAUAAAAUUGGUGAGAGCGAGGUGGUUGUGAAGAAGAGCAUUGAAAACGCGAAAAAGAUCUAUGUGAAAAGGAGAGUCUGUAUACAUGAAGUUCCAGAAGGGCUAACAUUGGAACAUUUGAAAGAUUACUUUGCACAGUUUGGAAGGUUGGCAUUUAUCGAUAUGAUUUUCAUGCGUAAUCACAAGCUGAAAAGAGACAUGGCAAUUUUGGCCUUUUUCAAUGACGAGCCUGUCCAAGUGUUAGAAAAAAAUUACCUGCACAUAAUUAAAGGAGAAGAGGUGAUGGUAAGGCGCGCCAGGUCUCAGGAUGGGAACAAGGAGCGUAACGUACAAAUCUUUGUGGACAAGAUUCCAGGUUGUGUAAAGAAGGAAGAACUGACACAGUAUUUUGAAGGAUUUGACGAUGAUAUUAUCCACCUCAGCAUGAAGAGGUGGGGAGGAAAAGAAAAUUUUCAAAGUGCAUUUGUUACUUUUAAGAAAAAAUAUACAGUUAACAAAAUUAUGGCCAAAGCUGAACAUUCUAUUGGUGCAAGACAGUUUAUUGUUAAAAGGUUUGGAUGGAGUGCUUGA